AUGGAGCUAAACCCUGGCAGGGUGACACGGGACAGCGGGACCCGCCUGUUCCUCUUCCCCUGCCCGCAUCAGGCAGAGAGGCGGCUGGAGCACAGGAGCUGGACCUCUCCGUGGCGGGAGCUACCGGCCGCCUUCCUGAGCCGAGCGUGGGGUUUGCAGUGUCUGAAGCUGCAGCACAACCAGCUGCGGGAGCUGCCCGCCGACUUCUUCACCAACGCUACGGCUUUGCAGACCCUCUGCCUGGAGAGCAGCCCCCUCUCCGCCGUGCCCCCCGCCGCCUUCCAGGCCAGCCUGCGCUUCCUGGCCGUGCCGUGCCGCUGUGACAUAGUGAGCAGCACCUUGGCACCCUGCACCGGCUCCCAGCCCAGCUGCACGGUGCCCCAGUGCCUCUGCCACAUGUCCCAAGACGGAUUAAACGCCACCAAUUUCCAUGACCCGGCACUCAGGCAAAAUGUGAGGUUGAUACCUGGCUCGGUCGGGGCCGCCGCCGUGGUGGCCGUGCUGCUGGUGGUCAUCGCCGUGGUUCUCUACCGGUGGAGGAAAGCAGCUACCGCUGCUGCCAGCGUGGGGUGGAAUAAGAGGGAACCCACCGCAGCUCAGGGGCAGCCCCGCUACGUCAGCCGGGACACUGAGAUCGGCACCACCGACGCCACCACCUCGCUGGACUACGAAAACAUCUUUGUGAGCCCCUCCGCCGCCAGGGCCGCCACGCAGGGCUGGACGCCAGGAUGGCAGGAGAAGCAGUACAGCCCCCAGGUACCAGUGGACGACAACUAUUUCUUGGAGAGCGAGCCCGUCUCCGGUGACCAGCCCAUCUACGCCAACGUGCAGAACUACAGCGAGGACAACAUCUACAUCGUCCCGGGCCAGUGAGGGGCUGGGGGGGCUGGGGGGGCCGGCGGGGUGAAGCUCUGUUUCCCACCAAUGCUUCUCCCCAGGGCUUUCCCUGGUGGGCCCCCAGCCCAGAGGGGAUGGGGAUGGGCACUCCCCAUCGAUGAGCACUCCGUGGGUCUCCCCAUGGCUGGGACGGGGACGUGCGUGGUCUGCACGCACACAUCCUGCCAUGGACGCCUUUCUCGGGGGGGGUGUUAUUUUUAAUUCCCCCUCCCUCCGGCCCCCUCUUUCGCCCCAGUUCCCACCGUGGGGCGAGGGCUGAGGGCUGGCGCUUCCUCCUGGGGCCGGCGGCCACCGACCGCGGGGACGCCUCAGCGCAGCAUCCGCCAGCAGCCGGCACGCCGGAGCCUUCCCGGCCGGGGACGUGCGUGGGGGGCCCUCCCGGGGCCGUCUGGCAGAGCGGGGGGCUGUGCAGCGACCGCAGCGCAAGGUUCCUCUUCCCCUUUUUGGCUGCCAAUGGAGAGUGUCAGGGUGCACGUGCGCUUGGGGACAUGCCAGCCGUUGGGGACAUCCAGGCACCAGGUCAAACCCUGCUGUCGCCUGCACCCUGCCUUUUCCUGCUAAAUCUGCUAGUUUGGGGAACAGAGCAAAAGCACCUUUUUUUAAUGCUCCUGGAAAGAUCCCUGAGCCCAUCGCUGCUGGGUUGUACACCCCGAGGGGACUGGCAGCCUGGGGACGUGGGGACCCCACGGAUUGUCUGGGUGCCCCCUCCAGCUCCGCAUGGGCUCCCUGAGCUCUGGCCCUUGUGAUGCUCCACCGUGCCCCAUUAAAUGGUUUAAUUUUCUUAAA
Messenger RNA from Phalacrocorax carbo (great cormorant), 1683 nucleotides. NCBI's taxonomy places the organism in Eukaryota, Metazoa, Chordata, Aves, Suliformes, Phalacrocoracidae. The record is from RefSeq and is a predicted model, not a curated record.